UGCCGUCCUCAGCACCCCUCUUCCCUUACCCGCCCUCCCCCACCGACUGUGUUGAAGCUCAUCGGGUUUGCUCAGUGGACCCUCGGUGCGAAGCGAUGUACCGGGGUUUGGAGCUGUGUGCGGCCGACGCUGCCGUGUCUCAGCUGGGUGAGCAGGUGGCUGCAGAGUGUCUGGAGAGACAGGAUGCCCUACUGGCCAGACAUCCCGCUCUGCUGGCCUGCAAGUGUCAGCGCGGCCUUCGCAAAGAGGAGCAGUGUCUGCGCAUAUACUGGAGGGUUCGUCUGCUGCCAGGGGAGGAUGAACUGGAAAUUUCUCCCUAUGAUGACACGCUAAUGGACACACGCAUGGCUUCCUUAGUGGCAGCCUCAUCCUUCAUGCAACUGGAUGGUGAGAAUCAGUGCCUGAAGGCAGCACAGGACUGCGGCCUGUACGAGAAGUGUGGGUCUCUGCGAUCAGAGUAUGUCCUCGCGUGCACAAAAAGGAUGCAGGGGACCAACCGAUGCAACCAGCACAAGUGCCACCGAGCCCUGAGGCGCUUCCUGGAGCGGGUUCCUGAGGAGUACAGCCUGGGAGUGCUGUUCUGCCCGUGCACCAACACGCUCUGUGGGGAGAGAAGGAGGAAAACAAUCGUACCCUCCUGCUCCUACCAGGAGAUGGAGGGUCUGCAACCCAACUGCCUCGUUCAGCAGAGCUUCUGUCGUAGAGAUGACCUCUGCAGGUCCAGACUGGCUGAUUUCCUCAACAACUGCCAGCCAUCUCCUCUGACGGCCAGCGGCUGCCUGAAAGACUCGGCAGGCCUGUGCCUCCGAGCCUACGCUGGACUCAUUGGAACCGUCAUGACUCCGAACUACAUCAGUAACAGCUCUGCAGACGUGUCUCUGUGGUGUAACUGUGAGGGCAAUGGAAACCAUUGGCAGGACUGUCUGAGGGUGCAGCGCAUGUUCACACACAACAGCUGCCUGCGUAACUCUAUCAGUUGGAUGGGAAGCCCCGGCUCCCUGCCUGCAGACAUCACCCCCCCUCCGGCUCCCAGACCCUCCCCGCUGGUUCAGGAGGACGAGCUGCUGAGCAACAACCACCUGCCUGAGCACAACAACAUUGUGGUGGAGAGCGAAGAAGAAGAGGAGCUGACUCAGACAGAGCAGGAGGGCGAUGAAGGUGGUCAGUUUGAUGUCAUCCCGCUGUACUCGGAGAGAGCCACCAUCUCCAACCUGGGCUCCCCCGGCACCGGAGGAGCAGCGUCGCUCCCUGCAGGUCCUCCUGCACCCGCCCUGCUUCUCCUCCUGCUCCUGAGCGUCUCCUUCAGCUGGGGGUAGAACAGAGGAUGUAGAGAAGACGCACACACACAUACACACACAUAAACAUGCACAUGCACACUGUCACAUAUGAUGGACCUGCCAGAAAGCCUGGACUGAUGACUUUGAAAUGACAGGAAGCAAAGUGAAGAAAAGGACUUCACAUUUAGUCAGUAGCAUCUCCUUGAUUCCUCACUUCUUUCCUUGCUCCCUUCCUUUCUUUUUUUGAAAAUGGCACUUUGUUCAGCGCUGUCUGACUGCAGCUGCAGUGAUGUGUAAUCGUCCUGGAAGCACAGAAGACCGGGUCGAGGUCUGGGUGUUCACAUUCAGCCAUUAACCAAUGAGCUUGAUGCAGAUGUCUCUGUCACAGAUUCACAGAGGUAUUCUGCUCAGAUUCUGGUUCUACACACCGACAUUAGCCUGAUUAAGUUUGUUAGCAGGAGAAAAGGUUGGCCUGUGGAUGAUUGCAUUCUUGAAAAGGAGGUCAUAAAGUUUCUACGAGUAACUAGAAGAUCAAAAUGCUCGUACCAGCGUCCUGCUGUCAAACACUGAUCACUUUAGCUUGUGAAUGAACUGUUGUGCUGCAGACAAUUACAUAUUAUAUCAUAUUUAUUAUAAUUAUCUGAAGUAACACUUGACUUAGUCUGGGUGGAACCUCAGGGUGAAUCAAGGCCAAUAUAACAAACACUGUACCUGAGUGGUACUUGAACUAACCACGGUAAGCUAUGACGUGAGAACACAAUGACUGUUGACGCGCUUAUGAUAGUUUGGACAGGUUUGUACACGUGACUCUCUUAUUGGUGGCGUGAGUUUCUAAACAUGUCUCCUAAGUUACUCAAAAUAAAAUCCAUCAGUCUGAAAAGCUUUACUUUGGAUAUGACAAAGUAUUUACUAUUCAUUUUAUUACAGAAGAACAAAGAGAGAUAAAAACACACAAAAAUACAGAGCAGUCCUGUCAAGGUUUCACCACGGUCUAACACAUGAUCCCUCAGUUCUGCUUAUAAGCAAUCCGUUGGUUGUUCACAGCGCCUCCCAGUGAUAAUAACAAAAGGAACAAAUAUCGGCUCCAUGGUUUAAUAAUCUUGCAGUUCUACCCUACGUCCUCUGACAGAACCUGAGCUCCAUACAAGCUCAGACAAAGGUUAGUGUGGCCAGUUAAGACAGGAGAUGGGUUUUCUCGCUGCACUUCAAUAAGGGAUGGACCUCUGACACAGCCGAUCAACUGCUAGAAGUCAAUCAACCAAUCACGCUCUGAGACUGGCACAGAGGUUUUUAGAGGAUUGAGAGAGAGAAAACACUCACACACACCCAACAAAUGACAGUUGAGACAAAUAUACAGCACACUACAACUGCAGUCACAGACAAACCUGUGUGAGCUCUUAUUUGAAUGUAAUGCUCGAUCAUUAUGAGGCUAAAACACAUCACCACCACUCACGUGGAGCAGGUCAUCCCUCUAGCUGUGUUCACACAUGCACAAAAGUGAUGAAAAUUUCCUGAAAUGUUCAGGAUGAGCUGCGUGUGUGAACGCAAACAGUGAGAUUUUUUCUCACCCAUCUUUACCCGGACUUUUCUCCUGAAAAUGUAUUUCCUUUCGUUUCCUUUCAUUUUAAAAAAGACCAGUCACACUCUGCACUGAUAUAAAAGCAAACCCAAAAUCUUGUGACUGUUUUGAUGCAGAGAAGAAAAAAAAACGCUAAUGAAAAGUUUGUUUUAAAGUAUUUAUUUUAUGCUGAAGCCGAUGGGUCCGCAGGAAACACGACCAAUUCAGGAUCUGAACCUUGUGCUUGGAUGUGAACACCCACACGUACAGGAAGGCUUUACAGCUGCAGUCAGACCUUAUGGUUGUUGUUUUUGUUUGUUUGUCUGUUUGUUUAACUUAUGAAUGAAGGCUGGUUUUGUCCCAUUGGUUGCGACUCACCUGUCUGUGGAUCAUACAGGGACUGAAGGUGUGAGGACGCUGAUACACGAUACAUCCUUCAAACUUUAUCACAGUGAUGAAUGGAGCGAUCGUCUUCUCCCCGCCGCUGAGCUGAAUGACAAAUGACACACUUGUCUCUCAUUGUUUAAUGAACAUCAGGUGCCAAGUGUGUCACGCCUGUGUGUGUGUGUGUGUGUGUGUGUGUGUGUGUGUGCAAGGAUCAGGCACGGGGAUUGCAAAGAAAAUUGAGUAAAGCUUUUUGUUAUAAUUUGAGUCUUGCACUUCAUCGUUCCCACCCACGUCAGCACAGCCACACAAACUGAACACACACACGCACACACAUGCAUUAGCACACAUACUGCCUGCCGAUGCAGCUCUUUCUUGCUUUAUUGCUUUAUCCCCGUCCCUAUCUCGCUCCCCGGUGACUCAGGGACCGAGACCUGCGCCGCCACAGGCACCGAUAUGAAUAAAGCCGUCAUAAUAAAAACAACACACCAGAAACAAUAUGAGCUCUAAAACGGCAGAACAAAUCAAAUAGCUCCCCAGCAGGCGAAAAAAAAAAAAAAAACUCACACACACGCUACUUCUGACAGCGACACACAGAC
This is a messenger RNA of Notolabrus celidotus (New Zealand spotty), 3818 nucleotides long. RefSeq names its product GDNF family receptor alpha-4-like. NCBI's taxonomy places the organism in Eukaryota, Metazoa, Chordata, Actinopteri, Labriformes, Labridae. The record is from RefSeq and is a predicted model, not a curated record. Bases 96 to 1316 code for a protein of 406 amino acids. Gene Ontology annotation, biological process: nervous system development. Gene Ontology annotation, cellular component: signaling receptor complex; external side of plasma membrane. The transcript has 7 exons. Gene Ontology annotation, molecular function: signaling receptor activity.